Fusarium odoratissimum NRRL 54006 is the source of this 2788-nucleotide messenger RNA. RefSeq lists its product as uncharacterized. NCBI's taxonomy places the organism in Eukaryota, Fungi, Ascomycota, Sordariomycetes, Hypocreales, Nectriaceae. The record is from RefSeq and is a predicted model, not a curated record. The transcript has 2 exons. The coding region runs from base 151 to 1398 and encodes 415 amino acids.
CAGUGGCUCGGCAGAACUGUACGUCACUCUCCCAUGCUCAGUGGAUUUAGGCCCAAAUGGAACUGCGGGUAAACCUUCAGCGGCUCGUCUAUCCCAACCUCACCUCACUCCUUCAUUCCUAUAGCAAUCCAAUACCUAUAAGUCUUCGCCAUGUCCAAAUACAAGGAUAUUAUGAAAAAUGGGUGGCAUCCUGAAAAGCCCGGCAGCAGCUUGAAAGGCCAAGUUAAAGGACUCGUUGGGAGAGGAAAGUCUGAAGAUGAGGACCGAGGUAGUCACGUUUCUGUUCCACUGUCCCAACUAAAGGACCCUUCAAGCUUUGCACCACCUCCCAAACGUACCGGUUCCGGUCUUCUUCCUCCACCUCCAAAGGCAGAGUCGGCACCUAGAAAGGUUAUCACCGCUCCUUCGAAGUACCAGGAUCCGAGAGCACCGGCCCCUCAAGAACCCGUAUAUGCCGAACCCGAGGAGGAAUAUGAAGAGCAACCCCAACCUCGCGGUCCUUAUCGUACAAAUACUACAGGGCUUUCAACAGAUAACCUACCGAAACCGCCCGGUCGCAGAGAUGGUGCUGACGGACGUUCGGGGCAGCCGCCUUCAUAUCAAUCGGCUAUGGCGGGUGUAGGAGGAGGAGGAAGAGCUGCACCUCCGAGCUUACCACCACGACUUCCCCCAAGGACCAAUUCUGGAAGCACAGUUGCGAGCUCUCCCGCUGCUAGUCCUGCGCCUACAGGCAACGGUCUAUUGAAUCAAGGAGCAGUCAAUCGUCUUGGUGCAGCAGGGAUAUCAGUUCCUGGCUUUGGUAUUGGUCGUUCCAGCCCGGCAGCCGAAGCAUCACCUAGUCCAACUCAACCUCCACGACCUGGUGUCGCUUCACCACCUCCAGCACCUGCAGCGUCACACAUGAGCGAACUGCAGAACCGAUUCUCGAAGCUUGGAACAUCGUCUAGCGCUAACGCAGCAGCACCUCCGCCACCUAGCGAAGGUACCACAUGGGCUCAGAAGCAAGCCGCCCUCAAGACUGCCUCGUCAUUCCAAAAGGAUCCUUCUUCGGUCUCUCUCUCCGAUGCCCGAGCUGCUGCCAGUACAGCUAACAACUUCCGCCAACGUCAUGGCGAACAAGUUGCUGCUGGAGCCAAAACAGCAAAUAACCUGAAUCAAAAGUAUGGACUUCUUGACAAGGCGCAGAAUUCAUAUUCUAGGUUCCAAGGCAACCAACCACAAACUCAAAACGAAGAUACUCCCUCUGCACCAGGAUCGCCCGGAUUGGCCAGCGUUGUUGGAAAGAAGAAGCCUCCUCCACCUCCGCCAAAGAAGAAGCCAGCUCUUAUGGGUGCUUCAGCUGCUCCCUCCAACGAUGAACCACCUCCCAUUCCUAUGGCAACUAGGCCACAAUUCUAAGUUACGAGAAUCCGUAUUAGACGCACAGCAUUGCCAGGCGCGCUUCUUGGGGAGUUUUUUUCUUGCUUUCUUUGCACGGAGAAUCGCUUUCAUCACUGCACAAAAGGGUCAAAAAUACAAAUUGGUUGGAACUCAUGACUUCUUUCUUUUUUGUUCAUCUCAUCGCAAUAUCUCGGGGAUAUACCAAGUGCCGAGAACGAGAUUCGUGUGGCUCGUAAUCUAAAUAACUGCUCGUCCGUCUGUCGUCACAAACAAGGCAGACCAAAAACAUCACCACGUCACUACCUCCACCUUAGACCUUCAUCUCGGUAAGACCGUGCUUCCAGACGGUGAUGUAGGGGGUGACACCAUCCUCACGGUAGUUGAGGAGGACAACCCUAUAGAUAAUUAGUCUCCUAAUGAACACAGACUCGGUAAUAAGGGGCAAACGUACAUUCCGUCGGGGUUCAUGGACUCGCCAGUAAGGAACUCGAAGUCCUUGAACUUGGCAAGGACGACGUUCUUGACAUAGUUCUGGGCACCCUUCUCGAAGGCAGUGAUCUCCUCGGCGGGAGCACCCUUCUCCUGGAGAGCAGCCUUGACAGCCUUCAUGUAACCUGGAAUUGGUGUUAACUUCUGGGUAUCGUGGAUCUCGAUGGGGUGGCUUCUAUGUACCCUUGAGGUAGGUGAGGUAGCUCUUCUUGUCGAAAGAGGUCUCCUGGAGACGGAAAGAGCUGACGAUGUUGUUGACCUUGACGACCUGGUCAUCGACAUCUUCGGCAGCCUCCUCGGCGGAAGCGUUGGCACCGAUAUCUGUGGAUUAUGGUGUUAGGGCAAAAUUGAACCUUGUUUUGCACGAGCCCUGGGGCUGUGAUGCUGGUCAUCACGUACCGACGUUAAGACCGCCCUCCUCGAUCAUGGCACAGUCGGCCUCGUAGACGAUGCCAUCGACCUCCUUGAGAUCGUAGGAGUCGGAGAUGAGCUCGUCACCAGUGAGGAUAUCCUAUUGUUGCGGGGUUCAGCGACAGAUCAUGCGAAUAAGACAAAACAAGAAUCGAGCGCGGGGUAAGAGUAGGCGGGGUACUGCUGAGGGUGAUGAGACGGUUUUAUUCUUGGUCGUACCUUGUAGAUAAGCAUUUUGACGGUUGAAGUCGAUUAGACCUUUGAGGAUGGGAUGGGAUGGAGAAGAAGAGAAAAUGAAGCUGAUGAGACUGGCAAAGAGGAGCAAAGCCAAAGGGAGAAACAGAGCCUGAUGAUAAUAAAAAUCUAGAGCCAGUGGCGGGGUAGUGGGGGCUCGAGUACAUUAGCGGCACGCAAACUGAAAAAGCUCACUGAAGAACGCCGUAAAAUUUUUCCGUGGCCGGUUCCUGUGAACCAAUAAAAUUCAUAGAGUGGGCCUCGAAAACACCAA